Molecule: messenger RNA, 1953 nt
Organism: Homalodisca vitripennis (glassy-winged sharpshooter)
Lineage: Eukaryota; Metazoa; Arthropoda; Insecta; Hemiptera; Cicadellidae
Gene: Bap60
Product: brahma-associated protein of 60 kDa
Exons: 7
Biological process (GO): regulation of transcription by RNA polymerase II
Cellular component (GO): SWI/SNF complex; nucleus
Source: RefSeq, a predicted model, not a curated record
CAAACGUUACGUUCCCCCGUCAGUGGUGACUUUUCUCACUCCAGUAGUGGUGGAAGCAGCAACAAGAAAAAGAAGAAGCUGGCAGACAAGAUCCUACCGCAGAAGGUGCGAGACCUUGUGCCUGAAAGUCAGGCGUACAUGGAUCUGCUUGCAUUCGAGCGGAAGCUAGACUCGACAAUCAUGAGGAAACGUCUUGACAUCCAGGAAGCGUUGAAGCGGCCGAUGAAGCAGAAACGGAAGCUGAGAAUAUUUAUCUCCAACACGUUCUACCCGGCUAAGGAGGCGGUGGAAGGUGGUGAGGACGGCAGUGUGGCAUCGUGGGAACUCCGUGUCGAAGGCAGGCUUUUGGAAGAUGCUAAGAAUGACCCCAACAAGGUGAAGAGGAAGUUUUCAUCUUUCUUCAAGAGUCUGGUUAUAGAGCUUGACAAGGACUUGUAUGGACCAGACAACCACCUGGUGGAGUGGCACCGCACCCCUACCACCCAGGAGACAGAUGGCUUCCAGGUGAAGAGGCCAGGAGACAAGAACGUUCGCUGCACCAUACUACUGCUGCUGGAUUACCAACCGCUGCAGUUCAAGCUGGACCCAAGGUUGGCAAGACUGCUGGGCGUCCACACCCAGACUCGGCCAGUCAUCAUCAAUGCCCUCUGGCAGUACAUCAAGACACACAAACUUCAGGAUACUCAUGAGCGAGAGUUUAUCAACUGCGACAAAUACUUGGAGCAGAUCUUCUCUUGCCCGAGGAUGAAGUUCGCCGAGAUACCGCAACGCCUGAACCCUCUGCUGCAUCCUCCAGACCCGAUAGUCAUCAACCAUAUCAUCAGUGUUGAAGGGACAGAGCAGAAGCAAACGGCGUGCUACGACAUCGAUGUGGAGGUGGACGACACGCUCAAGACACAGAUGAACAACUUCCUGCUGUCAACUGCCAGUCAGCAAGAGAUACAAGGACUGGACAACAAGAUACAUGAGACCGUGGAGACCAUCAACCAACUGAAGACCAACCGGGAGUUCUUCCUUAGCUUUGCCAAGGACCCGCAGCAGUUCAUCAAUAAGUGGAUCAUCUCGCAGACUAGGGAUCUCAAGACGAUGACGGACGUGGUUGGCAAUCCUGAGGAGGAGAGACGCGCCGAGUUCUACUACCAACCUUGGGCGCAGGAAGCUGUGUGUCGCUACUUCUACACCAAGGUGCAGCAGAAGAGGGCAGAGCUCGAGCAGGCCUUGGGUAUUCGGAACACAUAGUUCGGGCCGACAGACUGCACAUUAAAUAAGGAUGUGAAGGAAUGAUACGCUUACCUUUGCGGGGUAAAUCCACUGAUAAAAAAGUACACAAGCGGCACACACUUAAAUGGGAUAUUUAAAAUUUACAAAUGAACAGGAAAAUAAUCCUGAGAGGGCGAUUGUUUCGUGUUCAACUUUUUUUUAAAAAUAUUAAAUGUCUUAUGAUCGGUGUUUUCUGGUUUUGUUCUUUUCGUGGAGCAAACUUUUCAAAGUAAGCCUAUUUGAUGAUUGUAUAUUAUUUAUUUUUGUAUAAUUUUUAAUGGUUUUAAACUUUAUACUUGUUUGUUUACAGCUAUAUAAGUGUAUAUCAAUACAGUUUAUAUGAUUGUAGACCGUGUGUAACUUUAUAUUAUAACAGUAAAUUUUUGUAAUGAGUUUUCAAAACGUAAUUCUCAACUUGUUAUUCUAUUAAACAGAUUGACCAUUUAUGUUGUUGUAUUGUUUAUAGAAUAAACGAAAAUGAAAUUCCUUUAAUGUUUUAUACUUUUAAGCCAUUGUUCAUUACAGUAUUUAACCAUUUUUAUUUGAUUUACAAUGUUGUAGUUUCAUAAGACUUAAUAUUUCACUUAUUAUUGAUUGCAUGUAAUUCAGACUUUCCUUAUUCAUAAUUGUUUGUAAUUUAUCAGUUUUAUGACUAGUACUAGACUUCCUUCAAUAAAACAUUUUUUAAACCCA